AUGGACACAGGCGAGAUGUACACUGAUGAUGAUGAUGAUGAAAGCCCCUCUGAAGAUGGAGAACCCUCCAUUGACGCAGACGAGAUAUUUACUGACGAUGAUGAUGACAGCCCUUCUGCAGAUGGAGAGCCCUCAAUGAGCCCUUCUGGAGAUGGAAGAGCCGACUGCAGCCAGAUUCAAGGCAAAGAAUUGUCAACAAAAGUGUUUUCAAAGAUGGCUUACAUUGUUACAGAACAAUGGAUUCAAAUUCAGCGGCUUGAGCAGGCUCUUGAUAUUACACAAGAGAGACAGAUAGAUGUUGUUGAACUGAUCUAUCUAAACCCUGUUCCUGAAAACCCAUUAGUGCAGAAAACACCCGCGAACCCAGAAGAAGAAGAUUCAAAGCCACAGGCUUUAGAUCCUCUCUCUCUCUCUCUCAUAUUUUAUGCAAUUGAUUUCUAG
This is a messenger RNA of Prunus armeniaca (apricot), 441 nucleotides long. Lineage: Eukaryota; Viridiplantae; Streptophyta; Magnoliopsida; Rosales; Rosaceae. The record is from the annotation of a GenBank genome assembly.